Molecule: messenger RNA, 3451 nt
Organism: Pristis pectinata (smalltooth sawfish)
Lineage: Eukaryota; Metazoa; Chordata; Chondrichthyes; Rhinopristiformes; Pristidae
Product: multiple C2 and transmembrane domain-containing protein 1-like
Exons: 22
Coding region: 376-3051 (891 amino acids)
Biological process (GO): regulation of neurotransmitter secretion
Cellular component (GO): synaptic vesicle membrane
Molecular function (GO): calcium ion binding
Source: RefSeq, a predicted model, not a curated record
UCCUCCGUGAUGCGAGGCGACUUUGGCGUUCAGAUCAAUUGCAUCCACCGCCGGCAGGUGACUUGCUUUAGAAUGAAUUUCCUAAUCCAAGCAUUUCGCCCUCUCAUUAACUCCCAUUGCCAAUUCUUCGGCACCCCAGGAGCUUUGACCUACGGACAACUGCCGGUGUGGUAGAUGUAGCUGGAGCAAGGUGUUAACGCCAGUGAGGCGGUUAUUCCUCGUUAACUGUUGAAUGAAACCGAGCAGACUGCCCCUGCAACCAGACCACCAGACACGGUUCCCGGGCAGCAGGCGGGCGCUACAACUUUUUUUCAGCACAGGUUCCUUGGGCCGUGCGGUCGGUCCCUCCCCAAGAUUGGAGCAGACUGCAGCAGAAUGGAGGAGGCGGUGGCCGAGACCGACACCAACUCCAAACAGGAAUCCCACUCCAUCCAGACUCGCCUCCGGAGACACUUCAUGAAGACCAGACCCUUUCUCGGCGGCUCCAGAAUCACGUCCGACCCGAAGGAUGACAGCAAGAGAGAAACGGCGGGGAAAGUGACUUGGAAGAGCAAGAGGCAGGUGCUGGACCGCGUCUUUUCGUCCUCGCAACCCAACCUGUGCUGUUCGGGUCCGAAUGGCAACUCCGCUUCGCGGGAGCAGAAGGUUUCCCGAGCCGGAGGGAAGCUGGUCUCUGAGUCCAAACAGGUGACGCCAGUGAGGCAGAGAGCUAUUUUAGCCACCGUCUGGUCGGCUGUGACACACCAGAAGCGACCGGCCCUUGGCUCAAACCUAUGCCCGAACCCCCCCGAGCCCGCCCGGGACCAGGAGGCGUGUAGUCAGGCCGGAGCUGCGGAGGAUGGACAUACGACCAGUCAUCUUAGACCUUCAUUAGAUGUAGGAGAUUUCACAAUGCACAGCUGUGGAGAGUCUCUUGGGAACCAAGUACUUAGAUCAAGUAACAUAGAUCACCUCUCGGCAAGCACAGGAAUGUACCAGCUGAACGUUCUACUGAAGAGUGGCCAUAACCUGGCAGUACGAGAUCGGGGAGGAACAAGUGAUCCAUAUGUGAAGUUUAAAAUUGCAGGGAAAGAAGUCUUUAGAAGUAAAAUAAUCCAUAAGAACCUCAAUCCAGUUUGGGAUGAAGAUAUUUCUCUCCUUAUGGAAAAUAUUACAGAACCUUUGUACAUUAAGGUGUUUGAUUAUGACUUUGGGUUACAUGAUGACUUUAUGGGUUCAGCCUAUCUGGAUCUAACCAAAUUGGAAUUAAAGAGACCAACUGAAGUAACGCUAAAUCUGAAAGACCCAAACUGCCCUGUUCAGACUCUAGGGAGUCUGUUAAUGACAGUUACUUUGGUGUGCAGAGAAGGUGAUCCAAGAGAUGCUAAAAUGAUUUUGAGAAGGAAUUGGACACCUUCCUGCAAGGUGCAGAAUGCACGUCUUCUGGAGGCACACAAAAAGGACCAGCUCUGGAAAGGGGUUGUCAGUGUCACUCUAAUUGAGGGAAGAGACUUAAAGCCGAUGGAUCCAAAUGGGCUCAGUGACCCCUAUGUGAAGUUCAAAAUGGGCUGCCAGAAAUACAAGAGUAAGGUUAUUUUAAAAACUCUGAAUCCUCAAUGGAGAGAACAAUUUGAUUUCCUUCUUGCAAAUGAAAAGGGUGACAUCAUAGACAUCACAGUGUGGGACAAAGACUCUCUGAAGAAGGAUGACUUCAUCGGCAGAUGUCAAAUUGACUUACCAGGCCUAAGUAAGGAACAUACACACAAACUGGACCUUGCCCUCUCAGAAGGAAAAGGUCACAUAGUUCUACUGGUUACUCUGACAGCAACUGCUCCUGUCAAUGAUUCUGAUCUCAUCACAUUGGACAACAACGAAGAAUGGAGUAAAAUAAUGGCAAGAUAUUCAUGGUUUAGAUCCUUUCACAAUCUAAGAGACAUAGGAUUCAUCCAGGUAAAGGUGGUCAAGGCAGAAGGCUUAAUGGUGGCUGAUGUCACAGGGAGCAGUGACCCAUUUUGUGUGAUUGAACUGAACAACGAUAGACUACAGACACAUACUGUCCAUAGGAGUCUCAACCCUGUAUGGAACAAAGUCUUCACAUUCAACAUUAAAGAUAUCCAUUCAGUUCUGGAAGUGUCAGUUUACGAUGAAGACCGGGAUCGGCGAGCUGACUUCCUUGGCAAAGUUGCCAUACCUUUGCUAACAAUUCAAAAUGGUGAAGAGAAAGCCUACGUCUUGAAAAACAAGAAUCUGACAGGGGCAACAAAGGGGGUCAUCUAUCUUCAAAUGGAUGUGAUUUUUAAUGUUGUAAGAGCAAGCAUCAGAACGAUCACUCCCAAAGAAGAGAAGUAUGUUGAAGAGGAGCAGAAAAUCUCCAAAGAGCUCCUCCAGCAAAACUACUACCGUGUGAGGCGCUGCAUCAUGGUGCUUGUUAAUACUGGUCGCUUCAUUAACAGUUGCUUUGAAUGGGAGUCAACGCAGAGGAGUCUCACAGCCUUCUUGGUCUAUCUUGUUGUAGUUUGGAACUUUGAACUCUUUAUGAUCCCACUGAUGCUACUUAUUUUGCUGAUCUACAACUAUUGGUUAAUUAGAUCAGGAAAGGACAACAGUUUACGCUCAAUGCAAGAGUUAGAAGAAAGCUUGAUAGCAUAUGAGGAGGAUGAAGAGGACAGAGUUGACAAGGAAGCUGAAAGGAAAACCUUGAUGGAUAAGUUGUUCGCCAUCCAAGAAGUGUGUAUAGCUGUGCAAAAUGGCCUGGAUGAGGCUGCCUGCCUUUAUGAAAGGGUAAAAAAUACCUUCAACUGGACAGUCCCAUUCCUGAGUUGGUUGGCUGUUUUUAUCCUUACUGUUGGCACAAUAGUCCUUUGUUUCGUUCCUCUGAGAUACAUUCUUCUUGUCUGGGGUAUCCACAAAUUCACAAAGAAACUUCGCAAUCCGUAUCUCAUUGAUAACAAUGAACUGCUUGACUUUCUCUCCAGAGUACAUUCCGAUGUACAAGUGGUGCACUUCCAUGAGUUGACCCAAGAAUCCAGUCAUGGCCUGUUGAUUUUUAAGAAGAAAAACAAUUCCGGCUAGCCAAGGCUCCUUAACCACAGAGCUAUGCAUCUGCUUUCUGAAAACUAGAAGGGGAUCAGCUGCUGGAGCUCCCCUACCUUCACUCACCUAUUUUGAUUUUUAUAAUGAAAUAUAGCAUCUGUAAAUGUUGUACAAUAUUGAACUGUAUUUGAAAAUACUUAUUAUUGUAUAAAUCACUUACAUUAAAUCUUUUGAAAUUAUGUUUUCAUUGUAUUAAAGCUUCGCAGAAUGUGCCUAAUGCCUGGAUCUUUAUAAUAGUAUAUAUUAAAAAAAAAGGUGGCAAAUAUUUACGAACUGUCCAGUGGCAAGUGUCCAGUCAUUUAAAAAUAUUACAAGUUUUGACUGUUUACAAGAAAAAUGUUGAAAACAAUUCCAAUAAUAAACACAUAAAAUAAAAUGA